Dermacentor silvarum is the source of this 846-nucleotide messenger RNA. RefSeq lists its product as uncharacterized. The transcript is spliced from 8 exons. The record is from RefSeq and is a predicted model, not a curated record. NCBI's taxonomy places the organism in Eukaryota, Metazoa, Arthropoda, Arachnida, Ixodida, Ixodidae. The coding region runs from base 8 to 769 and encodes 253 amino acids.
CUUCGACAUGCCUCUAUAUAUACGUAAAAUCCCCAUUAUGUUUUUAAUGCUGGUGAACCUCACUAAAAGCCCUGCCGCCAUGCCGAAUACCCACAAGGCUCGCCCUUUGGUAUGGUAUGAUGGCCGACAGAAAAUUGGCGAAGGCGUUACAAUAACAGCGCACAUCCUGUACGACUCAAAAGAUUUCGCAGAACUAGUACCUGAGCAGAAGAUACCGAAAUAUUUCGACGAACUGUUUCAGAAGGUUAGAGAACUCUUCAACAAUAACACGAUCAUGAUAUCUAUUAAUAUUAUAGAAGCUACUUUGAAAACUGAUGUAGAAGUUAUAGAAUCUCGAAGGCACACUUUAGAGGGCAACGAAACCCUAAGGAAAUUACAGUCGUACGCUUCUACUACAGGCGUGUCAAAGGACAGUAUUGUUUAUCUUUUUACUCAGAAGACUCCCUACAAUAAAUACCAUCAUUUUGCCUUCGCUGGAGCUUUUACAGACUUCUCCACCAACGCAACUUUCUGCACUAAAACGACAAGCGCAGCAAUUAUCCAGCACACACCAGGAAGCGGGAGAUUUUGGCCUACCGUGAGGGCAACUGCACGCAUAUUUGGAACAAGAAACUUCUUCAGAUUUACCGAAGGCGACAUGAAAACGUUGACUGAGACUUUCAAGCACUGCCCGGGAAUCAAAGAGACAAAGUUUGACCAUGGCAGGAAACCGACGUACCGCAAACGACAGAAACGCUCAAGCAGCAGAAGAAACACGAUCGUAAUCUAGAUUUUCUGAAGACAUAAAGAAUGAAUCGACUUGACCUGUAACAGGACGUUUUAUGCGGCGUCGUUCUCAUCCGACGA